UAAUGGAAUAGAAUCCAAAAUUGGCUUUUGGAGAGAUCAACUACAAAAAUUUGGAAUAGUUCAAAGUCAUUACCUAAAAGACCUUGCCAGUAACGUAUAGUGAAAACUUUUAUAUAAAAAUUCUAACCUAUUCAGAUUUUUCUACUCUUGGUAUUGAAAUUUAAGUAAUGUACAGGUUAUUAUAAUGACAUUGCAGUUGGAGCUAUAACAGCAAGGAUAGAAGAGAAGGAUGGUAGAAAGACUGCUUAUAUAAUGACAUUUGGUGUUUUGGAUGCAUACCGUCGUUUGGGAUUUGGCACAUAAUUAUUGAAUGAAUUAAUAAAUAGAAUUAGAUCUCAUGAAGAAAUAAGAACUAUAUAUUUACAUAUGUGGGUUAGCAAUGAAAUAGGAUUUCAAUUUUAUUCUAGACAUGGAUUUGAGAAAACAACUUACAAAAAAAAUUAUUAUACAGAUAUUGAUCCACCUCAUUGUUAUAUUUUAACAAAACGUCUCUAUCCAGAUGUUGAUCCUCCUAUUCCUUAUACAGAAGAAGACACUGAAAAAGAAUAGGAGAUUGCACAAUAAUGAAGU
Messenger RNA from Paramecium pentaurelia, 570 nucleotides. Lineage: Eukaryota; Ciliophora; Oligohymenophorea; Peniculida; Parameciidae. The record is from the annotation of a GenBank genome assembly.